AUGGUCUUCACUCCCACCGCUCCUCUGGGGCGCGCUCUCCGUCGUCUCGCCCUCACAACCAAGCAAGCCGGCAAGGAUUACUACAAGGGUACCGGUUCUGGCUCCAUGGGUCGUCACACCAAGUACGGUGGCUACCGCAUCGACUGGUCAAAGGUCCGCACCUAUGUCGUCCCUGACCUGUCCGACUUUGCUCUCAAGCCUUUCGUCGCCGAGAACAUCGAGAAGCCUACCAAGAAGCACGAAUUUGCCGGCAUCAUGUCUGGUCAGAAAUACCUCGAUGCAUGGAAGUACCAGGGCGGCGACAUCUAA
Messenger RNA from Aureobasidium pullulans EXF-150, 309 nucleotides. RefSeq lists its product as uncharacterized. Gene Ontology annotation, biological process: translation. NCBI's taxonomy places the organism in Eukaryota, Fungi, Ascomycota, Dothideomycetes, Dothideales, Saccotheciaceae. Gene Ontology annotation, cellular component: mitochondrial large ribosomal subunit. The record is from RefSeq and is a predicted model, not a curated record. Gene Ontology annotation, molecular function: structural constituent of ribosome. The transcript has 2 exons. Bases 1 to 309 code for a protein of 102 amino acids.